CAUCUAUCGUCCAAAUCAAGUUUUGUUUAAGCAGCCAUUUUUAUGUCAAAUGAAGCAAGCGAGCAUUGCUAAUAUUAGCUUGGCAAUAAGCACGAGACGACGCCACCAAAGGACACUCGUGACGGCAAAGAAAAAAGAAAACGAACACGGUUGUUCGGUACAAGAUGGCCCACGGGACAUUUUGUCAGAAGAGUUCAAAAAUGCGAAGAACGUUCACUGCAACGGUUUUAUGUAAAGAGACACACCUCCCAGGCAGUCGUCUCCCUCUACAAGUAAAUGGAGGAGCAGGAGGCGGAGCGAAAGAAGUGACCCCUUUUUGAUGGCACGUGUGCGCGGCUCUCGCAAGGAAGGGAUGCUCGGGAUGACCGGCCGGAGCUCAGCACGUGAGGUGUGCGCGCUGCUCCUCUUCUUCGCCGCGCUUCACACCUCAACAGCAGUCAAUCCCAUCGAUGUGCUGAAGGUCCUGGAGCUGUCGGAGGACAUGGAGGGCGUGUCAUUGGAGGCGGGGCUGUGCACGAGCAGGAUGGGCCGAGAAGAGACAGACCUCUCCUUUAAGAUCAACAAGAUCCAACUGAGCGCCCCCACCAAGCAGCUGUUCCCUGAUUCUCAAUUCCCCGUGGACUUCUCACUGAUGACAACAGUUCGGGCCAUGAAGGACUCGCAGGUCUUUCUGCUCUCCCUUUACGACCCACAGGGUACGCAGCAGCUGGGCUUGGAGAUCGGACGCUCUCCUGUGUUUUUGUACGAGGACCACGAGGGUCAGCCCGCCCCAGAACUGUACCCCACUUUUCGAAGGAUCAACCUGGCUGAUGGCAAGUGGCACCGAGUGGCCUACAGUGUCAGGGGUCAGUCGGUCACGCUCUAUCUGGACUGCGUCAAGCUGGAGACCCUGCAGCUGCUCAGAGGUCGCGACCCGCACGUCAGCACCGACGGCGUCACUGUGUUUGGAACACGUCUGCUGGAAGAGGACGUUUUUGAGGGGGACAUCCAGCAGCUGCUGUUGGUGGACGACCCCGCUGCGGCUGAGACCUACUGCCAGGACUUCAUCCCCGACUGCGACUCUGCAUUGCCUUAUGACAGCAUACUGAUGGAUGCCGCCGUGGAGGAGGAGCGACCAGCAAAGAAACACGUGGUGGAGGAGCUGCAAGAGUACGACUUCAGCGACCUCUAUGAGGACGUGCCGGUUUCCACGGUGACCCUCGGUCCCAAUGCCACCGACUACGAGAUUUUCGAGUACGAGGACUACGACAACUCGACAAAUGACCACCAGGUGAACGAGUACGAGUACGAGGACGAAGACGUGGACGAGCGCUACAGGCCGGCAGAGAGGGAAGGAGGAUACGGGAUGGGCACGCAGUUUGUGCCAGAGAAAGGUGAAAAAGGGGAGCCAGCCCUUUUGGGAGUGGGAACACAAAUAGUGGGACCAAUAGGUCCUUACGGAUCUCAGGGACCGGCGGGCCCUUCCGGAAUGACGGGGCCAGUAGGACCUCGAGGAGACCCCGGGGAAUUGGGACCACCAGGGCGGCCCGGCCAAAACGGCGUUGACGGGAUACCGGGACCGCCAGGGAACGUCUUGGUCUUACCGUUUCGGUCGGGCGGGGAUCAAAAAUCUGGUGGCAUCUUUUCGGCUCAGGAGGCACAAGCCCAGGCGAUCCUGCAGCAGACCAAGUUGUCCAUGAAUGGUCCUCCUGGUCCGCUGGGCCUCAGAGGACGACCUGGUCCACUGGGCAACCAAGGUCCAUCAGGCCUGAAAGGGAACAGUGGAGAAAUGGGACCCCCUGGUCCACCCGGAGCGACGGGUAUGCCCGGACAGAAUGGCCGUCUCGGGAAAAGGGGCCGAGCGGGGGCCGACGGCGGGCGCGGCGCUAUCGGAGAGACGGGCGCAAAGGGGGACAGGGGAUUCGACGGCUUGCCCGGUCUACCAGGAAACCAAGGACAUAAAGGCGAGAGGGGCAAGCCAGGGCCGGUGGGUUCUGGAGGAGAGCUGGGAGAAAAGGGUUCUGAGGGGCCGCCUGGACCGAGAGGACAAUCAGGCGAUGCUGGUUCGAGAGGUCUGAAUGGCCCCAGAGGUCGUCCCGGGCCCCCGGGACAGGCGGGCAUUCGGGGAAUCGAUGGGGUUCAAGGUUCCAAGGGAAACAUUGGGGCCCCUGGAGACAUCGGAGCACCUGGACAGCAAGGCAACCCUGGAAUUCUGGGCUUCCCUGGUCCUCAGGGGUUAGUGGGGUUGCCUGGAGACAAGGGCCCUCAAGGGAAGAAAGGGAUGCAGGGCUUACCUGGAAUUGACGGACCUCCAGGCCACCCAGGAAGGGAAGGUACUCCAGGGGAAAAAGGUCUGCCGGGUCCCAUGGGCGUGCAGGGGCCAGUCGGAUACCCAGGACAAAGAGGAGUUAAGGGAGCAGAUGGAGUCCGCGGACUAAAGGGCAGCAAAGGUGAGAAGGGAGAGGACGGUUUCCCCGGCGCCAAGGGGGAGAUGGGAGGCAAAGGGGACGGCGGAGACAACGGCGCUUCGGGAGGACGUGGAGAGGACGGACCCGAGGGACCCAAAGGACAGAUGGGAGCUCAAGGAGAAGCAGGACCUCUGGGUAUUUCUGGAGAGAAGGGGAAACUGGGAGUGCCUGGACUGCCAGGAUAUCCUGGACGACUGGGACCAAAAGGCGGUGAUGGCUUCCCUGGUUCACUGGGACCGCCUGGAGAAAAAGGCAAAAAAGGUCCCUUAGGACCAGCAGGGAGCGCCGGCCAGAGGGGUCCAAACGGAGCACGUGGGGCCAGAGGGGCCAGGGGUCCUACAGGAAAAUCUGGAGAAAAGGGUGCGUCUGGACACGAUGGCCCUCCAGGAUCUUUGGGAGAGAGGGGACCACAAGGACCUACUGGUAGGAGUGGAGAGCCUGGACCGAAAGGAGCGACUGGUCCAGGCGGGAAAGAUGGUCUUCCAGGACACCCGGGUCAGAGAGGAGAGGCGGGAUUCCAAGGGAAGACGGGACCUCCAGGACCCUCUGGAGUGGUGGGGCCACAGGGUAAAUCAGGCGAGCCCGGCCCCACAGGGGACCGAGGCCACCCAGGGGCGCCAGGUGUACCCGGAGAGCACGGUUUGCCUGGAUCAGCUGGCAAGGAAGGCGGAAAGGGUGAUCCAGGUUUACCAGGAACAUCUGGGAAGAACGGCCCCACAGGUCUGAAAGGCUUCAGGGGGAGCAGAGGAGCUCCUGGAAUAAUGGGGCCUCCUGGUCUGAAAGGAGGUUCAGGACCUUCUGGAGCCUCAGGUGCCAUUGGGCCAACCGGCGAGCGAGGUCCUCCUGGGUCAGCAGGUGCCAUCGGACAGCCGGGACGCUCAGGAGCCAUUGGAGGACCCGGACCUAUGGGAGAGAAGGGCGAGCCUGGGGAGAAGGGUCCGAUUGGACCUUCGGGCCAGGAUGGAGAACAGGGACCAGGCGGGAUGCUUGGAGGUGCAGGUUCUGCAGGACCAGCAGGAGACGAUGGAGAUAAGGGCGAGCAAGGAGGACCAGGCCAGAAAGGCAGCAAAGGAGACAAAGGAGAAUCUGGCCCCUCAGGCCCCACUGGCACACAGGGGCCCAUCGGACAGCCGGGACUUCCUGGUCUGGAUGGAGUAGUGGGACCCCGGGGCCAGCAGGGCAUGUACGGCCCGAAAGGAGACGAGGGACUCCGCGGUUUCAAGGGUUUGAGAGGACCGAUAGGUUUACAGGGUAUGCCCGGCCUCCCAGGCGAAAAGGGCGAGAGCGGGCAUGUUGGCCUGAUGGGUCCACCUGGACAACAAGGGCCCAAUGGCGCUCAAGGGCCAAUCGGGGGACAGGGGCCGACGGGUCGAACGGGCAUGAUUGGCCAGCCAGGUGUUGUUGGAGAAAAGGGGGAGGACGGCGAGGCAGGCGAUCCUGGUCCAGUUGGUCUUUCAGGCAAGAUGGGAGACAUGGGUGACCAAGGGGAGAAGGGAGACACCGGUCUCCCAGGAGCCGCUGGCACUCCGGGUGCCCGGGGCACCGCAGGGGAGGACGGAGCCAAGGGCAAUUCUGGUACCAUUGGUGUGACCGGGGACAUUGGGCCGCAAGGCGAAGCUGGACCCAAUGGUGUGGACGGUCUUCCCGGGACCAAAGGAGAUACAGGAGACCCUGGCAAAUCUGGACCACCAGGAGCAACGGGAGAACCUGGACCACCUGGACCUCCUGGGAGAAGGGGACACUUGGGAAAAGUUGGCAAGGAAGGAACAGACGGCCUAAAAGGAACAAAGGGCGCUGCUGGAUUGGAGGGUCCUAUCGGGAAAACGGGGCCAGUCGGUCGUCAGGGGCACUCUGGAAAGCCUGGUCCCCAAGGUCUGAGAGGGAUUCCGGGUCCUGCUGGUGAGCAGGGCUUAAAUGGACCACCCGGCCACACUGGGCCACCGGGUCCAAUGGGUCCCCCGGGCCUAGCAGGACUGAAGGGAGACCACGGCAAGAAGGGGGACAAGGGUCACGGCGGCCUCAUUGGUUUGAUCGGGCCACCUGGGGACAUCGGUGAGAAGGGCGACCGAGGACUACCGGGGAACGAAGGGGUGCCGGGUUCAAAAGGGGAUGAGGGUCCUGUAGGGCCCUCAGGUUCCCUUGGCCCCCCUGGUCCAACUGGUCUAUCUGGUGUUAUUGGAAUAAAAGGUUCCAAAGGAAAUCCAGGUCCAACAGGUCCCAUAGGGGACAACGGACCCGCAGGCCCUCCAGGACCACCAGGCUUGCCGGCGGUGGGCAUGGCCCCCAUGCUGGAGCGAGGGUGGCGCAGGACGAGCGAGGUCUUUGACGGCACCUCACUGGAGGGAGAGGAAGACGCGGAUGACGGGCAGGAGGAGUGGUUCCAGGGGGAUCAGGCGGACCCGGUCGUGUGGCUGAAUGAUGAGGAGGGGAAGGGCAUGGAGGAGGUGUUUGCCUCGCUGUCCUCCAUGAAGGUGGAGGUGGAGGGUCUGCGCACCCCGCAGGGCACCUACCUCAGCCCCGCACGCUCCUGCAAGGAGCUCUGGCUCCUCAAUCCAGAACUUUCUAAUGGUGAGUUCUGGAUCGACCCCAACCAGGGCUGCCAUCGGGACUCCUUCAAGGUGUUCUGCAACUUCACUGCCCAGGGUGAGACGUGUCUGUACCCGGAUAAGAAGUUCCAGUCGGUGAAGCUGGCCGCCUGGAAAGGAGAGCAGCCUGGCACCUGGUACAGUAAAUUCAGGAAAGGAAAAGAGUUUUCCUACUCGGGCUCGGACGGCGUCCCCGUCCACGUGGUCCAGCUGAACUUCCUGAAGCUGCUGAGCGUGAGCGCCAAGCAGACCUUCACCUACCACUGCCUCAACUCGGCCGCCUGGCGGCACGCCGCCACCAGCGGACACCAGCUGGCGCUGCGUUUCCGAGGCAGCAACGGCGAGGAGCUGACGCACGAGACCACGCAUUACAUCAGCGCGCUGUACGACGGCUGUCAGACUCGCUCGGGACAGGAGAGGACGGUGCUGGAACUAAACGCCCCUCUGUCCGACACGCUCCCCAUCGUGGACGUGGCGGUGGCCGAUUUCGGUGACGGAGGCCAGAAGUUCGGCUUCCAGGUGGGGCCGGUCUGCUACGGCGGUUAAGCGCUUGUCGGAGGAGGACUGGCGUUGGACAAAAGAGCGGAAGGGACUCUUUUUAACGUGCAGGGAAAAAAAACAAACAAACGACUUGCCUCAUAUUUAUACGUAUUGAUUUGUUUCUGUCGUUUACACACUGACACACUCCUCAUCCCUCUGCUUCCUCUCGUUCAUGCAUGCACUUCGCUCGCCACAUUCCAACACUUGAACGGGCGCCGCAGGGCGCCGUUGUUAGCUUUAUCCAGUUUGUUGUUGUGUAUUGUCAUCAUCAUGGUGCUAAAGUGUGUCUCUAUGCACAGGUCUUGUCUUUGUAAAUGGGGAAACUGGGGCAGUGCUUUUUUAUUGACAUUCAUAUAUAUAUAUAUAUAUAUAUAUAUAUAUAUAUAUAUAUAUAUAUAUAUAUAUAUAUGGAGAUGUUUUAUAAUUUCAAUCAUUAUGCUCAAUCACUUAUUGUCUUUACAUGAGCAAGUGACUUAGUAUUUGAAUAAAAAAAAAAGUACAUCUUUACUUUAACUCAGGGGUGUCCAAACUUUUUCAACUGAGGCCACACACUGAAAAAGGGUCUCAGUCAAAACAUUUAAAAAAAUAAGUCAUAUACAAUUUUUUUUUUAUUUUUUUUAUUUUGUUCAAUGCUUAAAUCUGUAGAUCAACUACAGGUCUAUGUGGAUAUAAAGUAUUUUUGUUUGUUUGUUUAAUGUUUUAUGCCCUUUUUGUCAAAAAAAUUACUUUGUUUUUUUUAUGCCAAAAACACAAAAUAUACAAUAUUUUUUCCCAAAAAACAUUUUCAAAAUGGAUUUUUUGAUGUAAAGUACUUUGAACCAAAAUAGGUCAACAUUUCAUAACAACAUAGAUUUUAAGUCAUUAGUUUUUAAAGCAAUGACAGUUGAAAAAAAUACCACUAAAAUUCUUGGAGACCCAAAAGGGCCUCAUUCAAAAAAGUGUUAAAAAUAAUUCAUACAUUUAUUUUAUUUUAAACUUUCAACACUUAAGUCUCUAAAUCAAUUUCAGAGUUUUUUGUUUGUUUUAAGCCCUUUUUGCCAAAGAAAACUUAAUUUUUUUUUUAAUGACAAAAACACAAAAUAUACAAUAUUUUCCCCCAAAACAUUUUCACAAUGGAUUAUUUAAUGUAAAGUACUUAGAGCCCUAAAUAGGUCAACAUUACAUAACAACAUAGAUUUAAAGUCAUUAUUUUUUAAGCAAUGACAGUUAAAAAAAAAUGCCACAACAAUUCUUGGGACCCAAAAGGGCCUCAUUCAAAAAAGUAUUAAAAAUAAUUGCUACAUGUAUUUAUUUAUUUUUUAAACUUUCAACACUUAAGUCUCUAAAUCAACUUCAGAUCCUUCCGUCAAUUUUAAGUUUGUUUUAUGCUCUUUUUGCCAAAGAAAACUUUGGUCUUUUUUAUGACAAAAACACAAAAUAUGCAAUAUUUUCCCCCAAAACAUUUUACAAUGGAUUAUUUAAUGUAAAGUACUUAAAGCCCUAAAUAGGUCAACAUUUCAUAACAACUUAGAUUUAAAGUCAUUAUUUUUUAAGCAAUGACAGUUAAAAAAAAUGCUACAAACAUUCUCGGGGCCUCAUUCAAAAAAGUAUUAAAAAUAAUUCAUACAUUUAUAUUAUUUUAUUUUAAACUUUCAACAUUUAAGUCUCUAAAUCAACUUCAGAGUUUUUUGUUUGUUUUAAGCCCUUUUUGUCAAAGGAAACAUCUUUUUUUUUUAUAUGGCAACAACACAAAAUAUACAAUAUUUCCCACAAAAACUAUUUCAAAGUGGAAUAUUUGAUGUGAAGUCAUUGGAGCCUUAAAUAGGUCAAUAAUUUAUAACAUUGACUUUGAUUCAUUAUUAUUAUUUGAGCAAUGACAGUUUCAAAAAACAGUCUCCAUGGAAACUGAGUUAUUAGAGUCAACAUUGCGACAUUUUCUCCUUACAUUUCCCCUGUUUGCCCUUUUAUUCCACUUUUUAAUGUUUUUGUUGUUGUUUUUUUUAGCACUAUCACUGCCCCCGGGCCGCCCUUUGGACACCCCUGGUUUAAUUUAAAGGGGAACAUUAUCACCAGACCUAUGUAAGCGUCAAUAUAUACCUUGAUGUUGCAGAAAAAAGACCAUAUAUUUUUUUAACCGAUUUCCAAACUCUAAAUGGGUGAAUUUUGGCGAAUUAAACGCCUUUCUAAUAUUCGCUCUCGGAGCGAUGACGUCACAACGUGACGCCACAUCAGGAAGCAAUCCGCGAUUUUCUCAAACACCGAGUCAAAUCAGCUCUGUUAUUUUCCGUUUUUUCGACUGUUUUCCGUACCUUGGAGACAUCAUGCCUCGUCGGUGUGUUGUCGGAGGGUGUAACAACACGAACAGGGACAGAUUCAAGUUGCACCAGUGGCCCAAAGAUGCGAAAGUGGCAAAAAAAUUGGACGUUUGUUCCGCACACUUUACCGACGAAAGCUAUGCUACGACAGAGAUGGCAAGAAUGUGUGGAUAUCCUGCGACACUCAAAGCAGAUGCAUUUCCAACGAUAAAGUCAAAGAAAUCUGCCGCCAGACCCCCAUUGAAUCUGCCGGAGUGUGUGAGCAAUUCAGGGACAAAGGACCUCGGUAGCACGGCAAGCAUGGCGGCAGUUUGUUCCCGCAGACGAGCGAGCUAAACCCCCUGGAUGUCUUGGCUUACACCGGCCCUUAAACUGGACAGAUCAGCUUUCAGGAAAAGAGCGCGGAUGAGGGUAUGUCUACAGAAUAUAUUAAUUGAUGAAAAUUGGGCUGUCUGCACUCUCAAAGUGCAUGUUGUUGCCAAAUGUAUUUCAUAUGCUGUAAACCUAGUUCAUAGUUGUUAGUUUCCUUUAAUGCCAAACAAACAAAUACCAAUCGUUGGUUAGAAGGCGAUCGCCGAAUUCGUCCUCGCUUUCUCCCGUGUCGCUGGCUGUCGUGUCGUUUUCGUCGGUUUCGCUUGCAUACGGUUCAAACCGAUAUGGCUCAAUAGCUUCAGUUUCUUCUUCAAUUUCGUUUUCGCUACCUGCCUCCACACUACAACCAUCCGUUUCAAUACAUGCGUAAUCUGUUGAAUCGCUUAAGCCGCUGAAAUCCGAGUCUGAAUCCGAGCUAAUGUCGCUAUAGCUUGCUGUUCUAUGCGCCAUGUUUGUUUGAGUUGGCUUCACUAUGUGACGUCACAGGAAAAUGGACGGGUGUAUAUAACGAUGGUUAAAAUCAGGCACUUUGAAGCUUUUUUUAGGGAUAUUGCGUGAUGGGUAAAAUUUUGAAAAAAACUUCGAAAAAUAAAAUACGCCACUGGGAACUGAUUUUUAAUGGUUUUAACCCUUCUGAAAUUGUGAUAAUGUUCCCCUUUAACGCUGCCACGUGUAGCGUUCUAAAGAAAAGCCCGCAGCCAUCCAAACAUGGCAACAACAACAACGUGUUUGCCACUUUGAGGUACUUUUUUUUUUUCUUGUAGAACUCCCCCUCACCGUUUAUACAGUCGAACAAACGCCGAAUGAUUUCAUACUUGGAAUAGUUUAUUUGUAUAGGAGCGCUAACUGUUACUGCACUGAGCAUCACCCUCAUGUAUUUGGAGCGAGACAAUAAAUGAGUCCAAUGAA
Molecule: messenger RNA, 9147 nt
Organism: Nerophis lumbriciformis (worm pipefish)
Lineage: Eukaryota; Metazoa; Chordata; Actinopteri; Syngnathiformes; Syngnathidae
Biological process (GO): extracellular matrix organization
Molecular function (GO): extracellular matrix structural constituent conferring tensile strength
Source: RefSeq, a predicted model, not a curated record